UCGUUCUUGAGGAGGUGUGGGCGAUGGGGGCGCGUCACAGUCCUCUAUGAAGAAGAGAAAGGGCGAGGACGAGCCGUGGGCGCCUGAGCCAGAAGUGAUGGCGGAGACGACCGAUAUCGAGGGCCGAUGGCGCGACCUGGAUCGCUUGCUUCUGAGGCCGGGGAUUCUCGUUGGUCCUGGUUUUGAGCCUGGAAUUGAUACCCGAGAUAUGAUAAGAAAUGACUGCCGAGUAUUGGUGAUAGGUGCUGGUGGUCUGGGAUGCGAGCUACUUAAGGACCUGGCUUUAACGGGAUUUGGUAAUUUGGAAGUCAUAGAUAUGGACACAAUUGAUGUUUCUAACCUUAAUCGACAGUUUCUCUUCAGGAUGCGUGAUGUUGGACAGCCGAAAGCAAAGAUUGCUGCUGAGAGGGUCAUGGAGCGGGUUAAAGGAGUGAAUGUGGUUCCUCAUUAUUGUCGGAUAGAGGACAAGGACUCCUCCUUUUUUGACCAGUUCCAGAUCAUUGUCCUCGGUCUGGAUUCUUUGGAAGCAAGAAGCUAUAUUAACGCAGUAGUCUGUGGCUUUUUAGAAUAUGAACCGGAUGGGAGCCCUAUUCUUACAACUAUCAAGCCUAUGGUGGACGGAGGAACGGAAGGAUUCAAGGGUCAUGCACGAGUGAUUAUUCCUGGGAUGACACCUUGUUUCCAGUGUUCCAUGUGGCUGUUUCCUCCACAAGUUACAUUCCCGUUGUGUACACUGGCGGAGACACCGCGAUCUCCUGCACACUGCAUUGAAUUUGUCCAUCUUAUACAGUGGGGUCAGGACCGCACCGGCGAGACGUUUGAUCCAGACAAUCCAGAACACAUGAAGUGGAUUUACGAGCAGGCCGCUAAGAGAGCCGAGCAGUAUAGCAUAAGUGGUGUCACCUACAGUCUAACUCAGGGUGUGGUGAAAAACAUCAUACCUGCAAUCGCUUCAACGAAUGCCAUUGUUGCAGCGACAUGUGCCUUGGAGACGUUGAAAAUCGCGACUAUGUGCAGCAAAGGCAUGGAAGUUUUUAUGCAAUAUACUGGGACGGAUGGUGUCUACAUGAGAACCUUCCAAAACGAAAAGGAUCCAAAUUGCAUUGUGUGCAGCGCUGGAGUACCAGUUGAAGUGGAGGCUACCACCACCCUGCAAAAGUUUAUCGACGUUCUUUUGAAAGAUUCAAGAUUCAAAAAUAAAAUAUCCAAACCAAGUGUGUCGCUUCAAGGUGAAAACCUUUAUAUGCAGGCUCCUCCUAUUUUGGAAGAGGAAACUCGGCCGAAUCUGUUAAGACCCCUCCGUACCCUUAUGGGUGGUGAAGGUGGCAUUUUAAACAUAAAUGACAAGAGGCUGAAGGGAAUCUUGAGAGUCCAAGUGAUUUUCAAGACGACAGACGUGGAUAUGGAUACUGCAGGUGGUGGGUAAGGCGAUUUUGUUUUCAGAAGAAUAUUUUAUACUCGUUUUGUGUCUCAAAGUCCUGAAGUCUGGGACACUUGAGGGCCAGAUUGCGUUUGAAGCGUACCGGGUUCAGAUAAAAGGGUGAAAAGCCAACUACUAUCUGUCAAAGCCAGUGCUACUCCCAACUUAUUUGUUGAAGUAAGGCUGCGGAAUUUGGUCCGUUCGCACGCCAGUGAUUGAGUUUUGACCUCGCUACCCUUUGUGAGGUUUCUCCCGCCCUGCUUUACGCUGCGCAGUGAGCUCCGAAGCUCAGCAUUUUAGCUCCGAGGAAUUUAUAUCUGACCUUGAGUUGGUAGCACACGUCUUCCACACUCAUUUGACGUCCAGUGAAAGAAAGAUUACUUUUUGCCAUCUAAUCGGUGUCCAGCCUCAGGUUAGUUUACACAUGUGAACGCCGUUCCCUACAACGUCGAAUCGUAGGCAGCAAUUCUUAUCGUAUCCGUAAGAGACAAAGUAGGAUAAUUCCUGCUACUUUGAAUCUUCCCACUGGAGUCUACGGUAGUGCACACUAAAACGGACAUUCGUCUCCAUGGACGUGAAAAAAGCCAAGCCUGAAUGAGCUUGUAAGUUGUGAAACGUGGAAACGCAUUCUGAAGGCAUAAGCGGAGAUGUAUGGUUAUGAGCAACAUUUGAGAAAAAACUUUGGUUUGAUCGGUGCUAGAUUCAGUUUUGU
This is a messenger RNA of Marchantia polymorpha subsp. ruderalis, 2132 nucleotides long. The record is from the annotation of a GenBank genome assembly. Lineage: Eukaryota; Viridiplantae; Streptophyta; Marchantiopsida; Marchantiales; Marchantiaceae.